GUUCAGAUUGACAAAUGUUUUACAGACAACAUCUAGACUAGUUUUACAAUCACCUAUUCAACCGGAAGAUGGACACCAGGGCAAACUGAAGGAAGGGAAAGUGAAUCUUACGCUGACAUGCCCUGACAUUCACUCCACUUCUGAGGAAAUGAAAGUGAUCCUUACCACUGCAACAGUAGACUACAAGGCAGCAGUCCUACAGUAUCAGAGCCUCUGACCACUCUGGGAAGUGUGGUGUCCUUUCCUGAACCACUGACCACUCUGGGUGCCAAAUCCAAAAAUGGAGUACAAGAAGAACUGUGACACGCUCUAUGAAAAAGACUCACUGAACGAUGCCAAGCAAACUGUUAGCCCAAACAACCAGGCGCUCAAGGCUGGAGGCCGAUACAGUGACGACUGUUACUCUAACAUCCAGAAAGCUGAAAAUAAUGGAACACAAUAUGCUCUGGAUAAUGAUGACAAGUCAGACCCAGGUUAUAAAGGUCCCACCCAAUGGUGCACGUGGAAAGUGACGGCCGUUGUGUUCAUCGCCCUCACUGCGCUGCUGCUGGUCACCGUCUUUAUCAUAGGAGGGAUCUGGCUCAGAGAGUCUGACGUCCUGGCAGUCUCCCAGAAAACAUCCAUGGAGCGAAACAAACAGAGACAACAAGAGGAGGAGCUGAAGAGAAAAGAGAGAGAACGAGAGAUCAGGGCAGAGGAGGAGAAGAAGAGAUUGGAGAGAGAACAAGAGAUCCGAGUAGAGGAGGAACAGAAGAAGAUGGAUUUAGAGAAGGAAAUACGUCAGGAGGAGGAGGAGAAAAGAGAGGCGCUAGAGAGGUUGUUGGGAGAGAGGGAGAGGAGGCUGGAGGAGGUGAGGGCUCAGUGUAACAGCGGUCAGAUGGUCAGCAGCUGCUCCACUGGACUCUCAGUUCUGCUCUCAGUGCUGCUGGUGAACUACCUGUUGGAUUACUGAACUGUCCUCAGUGCCUGCUUGAUUUCUGACUGUGAUAUUCUCUUGAUAAUUGAAACAGGUCAGUUCCGUACCACAUACAGUACCACCUAGGCUUGAGUCUGGGUCGGGUCAUUUCCCGAUCCCACCCCAUCACUCUCUUUCCCACUUGCUUCCAGUGUCUUCACUAUCCUAUCUGAGAAAAAGGCCAAAAAGCCCCAAAAAAUAUACUUUAAAAAAGCUUGUUAUUGUGUUUUAGAUAGAUAGAUAGAUAGAGAGAUACUUUAUUGAUCCCCAAGGGGAAAUUCAAGGACAAUUUUACGGGCAAACAUGUGUGUCAGUUAAAUUACUGACUUUUUUUUGUAAAUUAUCUAAAUAGAUUAAUGGCUUAUUUGUACAGAUAUGUUGAUCACUGUGGUUACAGUGAAUCUUAUUUGUUAGUAAAAGUCAUUGCACCCAUCGUGUGAACUUGUGAUUCAGUUACAUGAUAAUCCCUUUGUUAUCCAUUUUGUCUACUUUUCCUAACGUUUGUCAUGUGGAUGUGAAUAAUGAGAAUACAUGUGAUGAUUUUGAACACUAAUUUCCAUUCCUGAGUGUCUUUACUUUUGAUUUCUUCACUCUUCAUUUCCAUACUUUUCACCUUCUGCCCCCUACUGGUAAUCAGCAGUCAUGACUGAGCUAAACUCCCUGUAGAGCUGAGAGUGGAGUCAUUGUCUUCUGGCACCAUAUCUAUCAGAUGAUCUGUAUCAGAUUUAAAUAAUGAAUAAAAAUGAAAGUUAAAAAAAUGAAA
Molecule: messenger RNA, 1718 nt
Organism: Alosa alosa (allis shad)
Lineage: Eukaryota; Metazoa; Chordata; Actinopteri; Clupeiformes; Clupeidae
Product: stress response protein NST1-like
Exons: 6
Coding region: 281-952 (223 amino acids)
Source: RefSeq, a predicted model, not a curated record